GACAGGCUACAGACUCUACACCUAGGAAGCUCAACUGAAGAAACAUCACUUUUCAAGUACUUUCAAUCUGUUCAUUUGUUGUUGUUGUAUCUAAUGUCGUGUUUACUGUAAAUUUGUAUCAUAAAUGUUCUUCUUUUUGUUGAAAUUUUCAAGGGUUCAUGCCACUUUCUCGUUAUAAAAAGGUUUGUUCUUUUCAUGGUACUAGUUGUUUUUUUGGGUCAUUGUACACUAUUUUUAUUGGGAAAAUUGAUUUGGGUUUGUUCUUUGCGAGCUCCUUGUUUUUUUGGGUCAGCGUACAAAUAUUUUCUCGGAAAAUUUGAUUUCUUUUUCCUUUUUCAUUAACCUAUCUGUUCGAGCAGAGGAAAAUAAGGAGUUUAUGUAUACUUGAACAAUGAGUGAUCACUUGGUGUUGUGUGCGGACCGGCUCAUAACGUCGGCGACCUUAGAAUCAAUGCGAAGGGCCGAGUCUGAUAAGUUUGCAGGGCCUUUUGAGGAAGGCACUUCAACUCAAAUUGGGCUGCGGUCCAAUGUGGACACUAAUGAAUGGGGUGUGGAUGAGUUUUCGUUUUCGGACAAAGAAGAGGCAGGUGAAAGAACGGAAUGCCGGAUUUGCCAGGAGGAGGACCUUGUCCGGAAAAUGGAGGCGCCGUGUGCUUGUAGUGGCAGCUUGAAGUUCACACACAGGAAAUGUGUUCAGCAAUGGUGCAACGAGAAAAAAAAUACCACUUGCGAAAUCUGCAAUCAGCCUUACCAAGCUGGUUAUACUGCCCCAUCUCCACUUCAUAUUCCUAGAUCUGAAGAUACAACAGUUGAUAUCAGUGAAAGCCUGACUUAUACAGGUACUACUGAGGAUGUGCAUUCCCCUACGCUUGCGGCAGCAGCAGCAGAACUCCUCCUGGACGGGGAGUAUGGUGAGUGUACCACUGCAACUAGCAUGAGAACUGCAAUUGUCCGAUCUACAGUUCUAAUAUUAAUGGCUAUUACGCUUAUGAAACAUGCAUUGUCCAUUGUGGACGAGGAGGACGCCGACAUUUACAACCUGCUAUCGGUUUUCUUACUCCGCACCUUGGCUUUCCUUAUGCCGGUCUAUCUCAUGACAUGGGUUGCUACCCUCUUACUUCGCCGACAUCAGGGACAUGAAGCAGGUGGAUUAGCAACGACUAGUUUUACUUUCAGGGCAACAGUUGAAACGAGCAUCAGAGUCUGAGAACCUCCUCAUGAGUUGCAGGUGACAAUCUCGAGCUAAAGAGGAAAAUACAUGCACAAAUGCAAAAGAAUAUCCAAAUUAAUCACUCUAGUCAGUAAUAGACUAGCAAUGAUAGAAAAUUAAUGGCCAUUUAUACACAUGUAUGUUGGCAUGUUCUUCCAUGUGUUGUAACUUGUAGGUCUUAUUUUACUUUUCCAAAUCGUUUGGUAGAAGUUCAAGAAUGUUUAAGCUUCUUACAGAUGCCAAGUAGCUUUCAUGUUCUUUCCCUUUACCCCCGUCAUGUAAUAUAUGUAAUUUAUAGGAAGCGCGUUUCGUUGGCUUCAACUUGCCUCCGGAAACCUCUGUGUUGCAUGGAGAAAUUGUGGGCUUGCUUGAUUUUGUAACUAUGGAGAAACUGGUAUUUCUUCUGUCUAUGCACAAGCCUUCUGCCUUCCAUGAAUGAGUUGAGUUGGGCCUUUGCGAGCAACUUCUAACUCAUUUUUCUUCAAUUCCAAGUGCCUAGUCGUUUGCUCUCAAACAAUAUCAUAGCGGUAUGAGUCUGUACAAGAAACUACUGUGUUUGGUCCUCCUAGGACAAGUGUGUAGAUGCUUUGGAAUGUUGGGCUCUAAUGGCCAUUUUGAAA
Messenger RNA from Cornus florida, 1830 nucleotides. RefSeq lists its product as uncharacterized. Gene Ontology annotation, molecular function: zinc ion binding; ubiquitin-protein transferase activity. Bases 392 to 1207 code for a protein of 271 amino acids. The record is from RefSeq and is a predicted model, not a curated record. The transcript is spliced from 8 exons. Gene Ontology annotation, biological process: protein ubiquitination. Lineage: Eukaryota; Viridiplantae; Streptophyta; Magnoliopsida; Cornales; Cornaceae. Gene Ontology annotation, cellular component: membrane.